This is a messenger RNA of Diaporthe citri, 2673 nucleotides long. RefSeq lists its product as uncharacterized. NCBI's taxonomy places the organism in Eukaryota, Fungi, Ascomycota, Sordariomycetes, Diaporthales, Diaporthaceae. Bases 1 to 2673 code for a protein of 890 amino acids. The transcript has 3 exons. The record is from RefSeq and is a predicted model, not a curated record.
AUGAGUGCCCAGGACGAGGAUCACGACGAGUUGGUCUAUCACGUUCCCAAGCAGAAGAAGCCCCCAGCUGGCCUGGACAAGAUGGGAUCCGCGAUUUCAGUGUGGCCACCACUGGGCCAGGUCACCCAGGUUCAAAGGGGCAACGUCGGAUUCAUCGCACUUCUCGAGGUCCCGACCGACCAGGCCAACCAGCCGUGGGAGGUUGCCCUCUGGCAUUCGGCUGGAGGGGACUGGAAUGAGACCAUACUGUCCCCAGCUGAGAGACCGCCUUCCACGUUGCAGGCGGCUAACGACUCAGUCUCUCGUGCCUGGUUCCAAGGCGUCAUUCCCGUCAAGACCCUCCUCAAUUUCACCGUCAAGUAUCGUUCGGGGUCGGAGCAAGAAUGGCGUUGGAUUCGGGACGAGCAUGGUGUGGGUGACGGCACUGUCAUACUCAACAGCAACCAGAUCACCGAAGCUCUUUCGGACGACUUUAACAACAUCCUGAAGGGCUACGAUCCCAGCAUCACCGUCAAGCCCUGCCAAUCCCAGUGCCCUGGGACUCGUCUCUGGGCUCUGGAGGCCAGUGUGGGAGCCGCGAAGGGGGAGGACUCCACCUUCACUGAUUUCAACCUGGGCUUGCCAUGGGGAGGAUUCCUCCGUUGGUUUUCCCUGAUCCGCAUUUGGGCACCGUGGCUCGCACCGAGGCAUGGGAAGACCAAGUUCGAACUUGACAAGGAUGCCGUCCUCUCAGCAUUUGUCAGCCCCGAGGGCCAGCACCUCGUCCUGCUGGCUGUCAGUGGCAUCAAUGAUGUGAUGGCUUUGUUCCGCAGCGACGACUCAGGGAAUGUCCAGCUCCACUUGCGGAAUGAUGGCGAGAAGGCUGAGAGUACGCUUGUUCUGGCUGCGGUCGGUCAUAACUUCGAAAGUGCGAAUGCGGCCGUCAUGUAUCACGCCCGACAGGCCGUUGCUACAAGCAAGAGGCUAACCGGAGAGCUCGAACAAGAGAUGAAGGCUCUUCAAGACGGUGUGAAACCAGAGUGGAUGGAGAACUGGUACGAUGGCCUCGGAUUCUGCACCUGGAACGCACUUGGCCAAAGACUCACGGAUGAGAAAGUUCUCAAUGCGGUCGAUGAGUUGACCAAACAUAACAUCAAGGUUACGAGUUUGAUCAUAGAUGACAACUGGCAGAACAUAGACUAUCGCGGCGAAGGCCAAUUCCAAUACGGUUGGAACGACUUUGAAGCCGAGCCGAAGGCAUUUCCCAAUGGCCUCAAGGAUGUGGUCACGAAAAUCAGGUCUAAACACCCACACAUUCAACAUGUCGCCGUUUGGCACGCUCUACUCGGAUACUGGGCAGGACUAAGUCCUGACGGGGACAUUGCUAAGAGAUACAAGACCGAGGAAGUCGUACGCGAGGAUCAAAACCGCAGGUGGCUCCCUCUAGGAGGCAAGAUGACGGUUGUCAGCAAGGACGACGUCCACAAGUUCUACAAUGACUUCUACAAGUUCCUCUCUGAUUCUGGUAUCGACGGGGUGAAGACCGACGCCCAGUUCAUGACAGACACGUGGGUCUCUGCUAAAGCCCGUCGAGAGCUCAUCACGGAGUACCUGGACGCGUGGACAAUCUCAUCCCUUCGGCAUUUCAGCAUCAAGUCGAUCAGCUGCAUGUCCCAGACACCAGAGAUCCUGUUCUAUUCCCAGUUGCCUCGGAACAGGCCCACGAUCCUGUGCAGAAACUCAGACGAUUUCUUCCCGGAGAUCCCAUCCUCACACCCCUGGCACAUUUGGACCAAUGCACACAAUAGUCUGUUCACACAGCAUCUGAACAUCCUGCCUGACUGGGACAUGUUCCAGACCGUGCAUGAUUACUCAGGCCUCCACGCUGCAGCUCGUUGCGUCAGUGGAGGCCCGAUCUACAUCACGGAUGUGCCCGGCCAGCACAACAUCGAUCUAAUCAACCAAAUGACCGGCAUCACCCCACGUGGGAAGACAGUCAUCUUCAGACCUAAUGUUCUAGGUCGGAGCAUCGACCAAUAUGUUGGCUACCACGAUGACUCCCUGCUGAAGGUUGGCUGCUACCACGGGAGAGCAGUCACAGGCACGCCUAUCCUCGGCGUUUUCAACAUCUCUGCUCGUAAACUCACGGAUAUCAUCCCCCUUGACAGGUUCUCAGGGGUUCUGCCGUCGUUGCGCUAUAUCGUCCGGGCUCACACCACCGGGCUCAUCACCACACCUGUCCAGACCAGCCACCCGAGCUCGAAGCUCACGGUCUCGCUCGAUGUCAGGGGCUACGAGAUCUUCACUGCCUACGCACUAUCUCCGUUCGAAAGUGACAGUUUAGGCCGUGUCCAGGUGGCCAAUCUGGGUCUGAUCGAGAAGAUGACUGGUGCCGCAGCUAUUGUGUCGAGCGAGUCGGAUUACUUGGAGAACGGGAGGGUACUGGUCGACACUCGCCUGAAAGCCCUGGGUGUUCUAGGUAUCUACAUCUCCAAGCUGCCGGAGAUGAGUCUGGAGACCGAUUUCAUGGCCACGAUCCAAGGGCAGGUGAUUCCUCCUCACACCGUAUCCGUCAACAAGACUUCCAGCUCUAUCCUCGAGAUCGACGUUGAGAAGGCUUGGACAGAGUUGGACUUGAAGCCGGGCUGGAGCAACGAAGUUGAGGUGAAGGUCUAUUUUGACAUUGAAGAGUGA